GCUGUAAGCACGUGAAGGGCAUCAUGCUGUUCGGACCCCCCGGCUGUGGAAAGACUCUGAUGGCUCGUCAGAUCGGGAAGAUGCUGAACGCCCGAGAGCCCAAAGUGGUGAACGGCCCCGAGAUCCUGAACAAAUACGUGGGCGAGUCGGAGGCAAACAUCCGGAAGCUGUUCGCCGACGCAGAGGAAGAGCAGAAGAGGCUGGGGGCGAACAGCGGGCUGCACAUCAUCAUCUUUGACGAGCUGGAUGCCAUCUGCAAGCAGAGAGGAACCGGAGCGAGCAGCACGGGGGUGCACGACACCGUGGUCAACCAGCUGCUCAGCAAGAUCGACGGCGUGGAGCAGCUCAACAACAUCCUGGUCAUCGGAAUGACCAACAGACCCGAUCUGAUCGACGACGCUCUGAUGAGACCCGGAAGGUUUGAGGUCAAGAUGGAAAUCAGUCUUCCCGAUGAAAAGGGCCGUGUGCAGAUCCUGACGAUCCACACCAAUAAGAUGAAAGGAUUCGGCCUCAUGGCUCCGGACAUCUGCAUCAAGGAGCUGGCCGCCGAGACCAAGAACUACAGCGGAGCGGAGCUGGAGGGCCUGGUCCGAGCGGCGCAGAGUACUGCCAUGAACAGGCAUAUCAAGGCUACAUCCACAGUGGAGGUGGACAUGGAGAAGGCUGAGAAGCUGCAGGUGACCAGGAACGACUUCCUGGGAUCCCUGAACAACGACAUCAAACCAGCGUUUGGUACGAACCAGGAGGAUUACUCCAACUACAUCAUGAACGGCAUCAUAAAGUGGGGAGACCCCGUGACUCACGUGCUGGACGACGGAGAGCUGCUGGUGCAACAGACCAAGAACAGUGACCGCACUCCUCUGGUGGCCGUGCUGCUGGAGGGCCCCCCCCACAGUGGAAAGACUGCGUUGGCGGCUCAGAUUGCAGAGGACUCAGACUUCCCCUUCAUUAAGAUCUGCUCUCCAGACAAGAUGAUCGGACACUCAGAGAUCUCCAAGUGCCAAGCCAUCAAGAAGGUGUUUGACGACGCCUAUAAGUCCCAGCUCAGCUGCGUGGUGGUGGACGAUAUCGAGCGUCUUCUGGACUACGUUCCCAUCGGGCCUCGAUUCUCUAACCUGGUGCUCCAGGCUCUGCUGGUGCUGCUGAAGAAAGCUCCUCCGAAGGGGAGGAAGCUGCUGAUCAUCGGCACCACCAGCCGGAAGGACGUCCUGCAGGAGAUGGAGAUGUUGGACGCGUUCAGCACCACCAUCCACGUUCCCAACAUCUCCACCGGGGAGCAGCUGGUCGACGCUUUAGAGCUGCUGGGAAGCUUCACAGAUAAAGAGCGGGCCAGCAUCGCUCAGCAGCUCAAAGGGAAGCGGGUCUGGAUCGGCAUCAAGAAGCUGCUGGUGCUCAUCGAGAUGUCUCUGCAGAUGGAAUCCGACUACAGAGUGACCAAGUUCCUGUCCCUGCUCAGAGACGAGGGGGCGUUGAAUGAAGGCGAUCAAAUCCGAAUUUAAGCUGUCGGUCGUUACGCUGUGCACUGUGAUCGCAGCUUCUAUGAGUAGAGGAAGAAGCAACAAGCCAACGAAAUGAGGAAGAGUUGAAGAAGAAGAAGAAAUCUUCCAUCCGUCCACUUAAACACACACACCUGGUCAAAGAGAGGAACACACACUCUUUAUCUCAGCAUGUUUCCAACCCUUCCAUCAACUUUACUUAUCGACACAUCACAGCAAACUACUGGAAGUCGUACCGUUAUGAAUCUGUUAUCUGUAAAGAAAUUGCAAUAGAUGAUUGUAAAAAUAAAAAAAGUGCUGUUUUGUGCAUCGUGUGUAAAAAAAAACGAACCCAAAAAAAACAAACGUGUGUUUCCAGCUGUAGUGUUUGUUGUAUUUGUUGCAUAGUUAUUGUUGGUGUUUCCUCACAAACACAAGCGGAGCGAAUCGAACACAUCUGGAUAUAUAAAGACGGGUUGAGAGGCUUUUAGUAAAUGUGCAGUGGUUGUAAAUGUAGACCUUUAAAUAUGCAGUGUUCAUGUUCUGUAUAUAGUAUAUAGAGACUGAAGGCAGUAUCAGAAUACGUUUAAAGGAUGGAGUUUAUUUCCUAUCAGUAUGACUCUUCUUCCCCGUGUCUCAUGAGAUGUUUCUGUAACAGUGACAGUGAGUUUCGGAGUGUCUGUAUAGUAUUCAGUACAGUUCAGUUGAGAUAUCAUAGCGACAGUGUUAAUUUAAAAAAUAUAUAUAUUUGGCACUUCAAAACAUCGACUCAAAUAAACUUUUAGACGUU
Trematomus bernacchii (emerald rockcod) is the source of this 2265-nucleotide messenger RNA. Its product is annotated as vesicle-fusing ATPase. Gene Ontology annotation, molecular function: ATP hydrolysis activity; ATP binding. The record is from RefSeq and is a predicted model, not a curated record. Lineage: Eukaryota; Metazoa; Chordata; Actinopteri; Perciformes; Nototheniidae. Gene Ontology annotation, biological process: Golgi to plasma membrane protein transport; intra-Golgi vesicle-mediated transport; SNARE complex disassembly. Gene Ontology annotation, cellular component: Golgi stack.